AUGAAUUUCUACCCCGUUCCACCAGUGGUCCAGGCCGAGAUACUGAUUCGAAUCCCGGACUCGUUGCGAUGCUCAGGACAGCAGACCGAUUGGCGUAGUGGUUCCGCACUACCUGUGUCCGACAUAUUUCUGGAAGGUCCUCUAUACACCAGGAACGGAGACCUCUAUGUGACCGACAUCCCUUACGGGCGAAUUUUGAAGAUCGAUGCGAAGAAGCAAGUGACCGAGUGUGUCAGAUACGAUGGAGAGCCAAACGGUCUCGCCCUAAGAGAUGACGGCUGUAUAGUCAUUGCAGACUACAAGCAAGGACUUCUGCUCUUCGAUCCUUCAGCUGGUGUCAUAUCUCCCCUCUUAGCCCGUCGCAAUCUGGAACGCUUCAAAGGCCCGAAUGAUCUGGUCGUCUCUUCCCAGAAUGAAAUUUACUUCACCGAUCAGGGUCAGACGGGCAUGUCAGAUCCCACGGGCCGAGUGUAUCGGCUUUCUUCCGACGGAAAGCUUGACUGUCUGGUAGACAACGGUGUCUCUCCAAACGGUAUCGCUCUUUCUCCGGAUGAGCGUUUCUUGUAUGUGGCUAUGACUCGCUCUAAUGCUAUCUGGCGUCUACCUCUCAAUGCCGAUGGCAGUACCACGAAAGUAGGAUUGUUCUUUCAGUCAUUCGGAGCAUCUGGGCCGGAUGGACUCGAGGUUGACGAGGAGGGAAAUCUUUUCAUAUGUCAUCCUAGUCUGUCUUCUAUCUUUGUGGUUGACUCGGAUGGUGUUCCGAAAGCUAGGAUUGUAACUGCGCCAGAAGGAGGGAAGAACCUGACAAACUGCACUCUUGGUGGUGAGGAUGGGCGCACAAUCUUCAUUACGGAUAGCAUGAAGGGUAAUAUUCAAAUGGUGAGAUGGCACUGUAGAGGUGCAGCUAAGGCCAGACAAGAAGAUAGUAGUGUUUCAAAGUAA
This is a messenger RNA of Penicillium nucicola, 942 nucleotides long. RefSeq names its product SMP-30/gluconolactonase/LRE family protein. The record is from RefSeq and is a predicted model, not a curated record. Bases 1 to 942 code for a protein of 313 amino acids. The transcript is spliced from 2 exons. NCBI's taxonomy places the organism in Eukaryota, Fungi, Ascomycota, Eurotiomycetes, Eurotiales, Aspergillaceae.